CUCAUCAAAUAUUGAUUCAACACCUCCGCACCACCUUCGCACCACCUCCCACCACCUCCCACCACCUCACUCUAUCUAUUUGGUUCCUGCUGUUAAUAUUGGAAAUUUGUUCACAAGAUCUAUCAGCAGAAUCACAUUUCCCAACCCAAACCGAUCCAUCGCCUUGUGCCGCCAUUCAAAGACUGCCUCUACCCACGCGUCGGUGCCAAUAUCACAGCCACCUCAAACAGUUCAAUUGGGGAGCAUAAGUUACCAGCGAAAUAUCAGCGACUGAGAUCGGUACACAUACGAACGAAUUUCUUUCAUUGCGAGUUUCCAUCUGCAGGGGAGCUCUUUUGCGCGAGCGACCGGAGGCAGUAUUUCCAGAGCUACGAAGUCGAAGCGUAUGCUAAGGGUGGAUUUCGAGGCGCUUCAAUUGCGAAAUACAUAUCAAUUCAUCUCGAAUCAGCAAAGAAAAAAUACUCCCAGUCCCUCGUUACGCCAAAUCUGGAUUCCACCACUUUCCAUUCUUCCAGGAACUGAUCCCACCUAAACCCAGAACACGCCCAGGGCAUUCUUGCAUUGUCCGCGAGUACGAGUCAACCCCCGCGACGAUACCCCAGAUCUUUCCGGAAUCCUUGUCUGAGAUGCAGCGUGUGUGUUGUGGCGUAUCUUGAAGGCUGUUGUAUGGAGUAUACCAAGCUUGUGAAUCAUACCACGUAAGAAGGCGGGGUUGUAAUAUUGGAUCUUUUUGGCCGUUAGUGAACUGCUGCCAAAAAUUACGCUGCAGGUACAACAGAAGUCAGAAUGCCGACGACAAACGUUAAAUCAGGCUCGAGCCAGGAGUUGCAGUGUAUUGCUGAUGCUUUGGCGAGGUCUAAAAAGGUUAUCGUGGUGACGGGUGCCGGUAUUAGUACGAAUUGUGGUAUACCAGUGAGUUUCCCGCCCCAGAUUAAUUUGGGACGGUGUUGAUCAAGAAUCUAGGAUUUCCGGUCUGAAAAUGGUUUGUACUCCUUGAUUCAAGCUCAGUAUGACAAAUCUUUAGAGAACCCACCUUGGGAACAAACAAAUACCUUUGAUAUUGAUGAUCGACCAAAGAAAAGAAAGCGACCGUCAUACUUUUACGAGGUCGUGGCCCCGGAUGGCAAUGUUGUCGGGGUGAUUGAUGAUGAGGAAGACCCGUCGUCUCAGCCACCGUCAAGAGACGAUGAGAAACCACAAACAUCAAAUAUACUGCCUUCAAGCAGUCCUCUAAGCUCCCGUUCGACAACCCCGUCGCUUAGUUUUUCGUAUUUUGACAUUCCGCAUUAUCAAAAUCGGGAGUCGGAUACAUCAGUCGGCAGCUCGACGAGAGAGAACAAUUCUCCUUCUCUGCGCUCACUACGAUCAAGUCGGCAACGGGUGACCAAAGAUUGUAGUCCACAACCCAACGCUCUCGAACUUCCCAGCCCAGCAUGCGAGCCUGAGCAGCCACAAAAGUUUACAAGAAAAAGCAACGGUCGGUUUACUAGGAAGUCCUCGAGUUUGGCAGACCCUCCAACCGCCGCGACGAGUAGAACUUCAUCUCCUACCAGAUCUCUAAGAAGUGCGGCUGUCAGAACGUUUACCCCUGAACCUACGACAGCACGCCUCAACAGUGUUCCUAUUGACGAUCUUCGCGAAGUGCUACCCAACAAACGUCUACAAAUCCUACAAAGAGAGGCUUCAAGUUUUAUGAGCUCGCCAUCGGAUGAGGAGCCGUCGACUCAAUCAUCACAAACCUCUUCGCGAACCCUUCCUAAUAUGAAAGGACGUGAUCUUUUUGAUUCCAUGGUUUGGCAGGAUCCUUUCACGACUUCAAUUUUCUACAUGUUCAUAUCUUCGCUGCGCCAAAAGAUUCAAAAUGAUGUUAAAACGACAACAGAAACCCACGCCUUCAUCAGAACCCUCCGCGACGGAGGACGUUUGGUCAGGAACUACACACAAAAUAUCGACUGCUUGGAAGAACGCCUGGGGCUAUGUACGGAACUCACGCGUGGGCCGGGUCAUCGCGCAAGGUUUCACUCGAAAACGCAAAGAGAACCUCGACCAGAGAUCAUCGACGAGCAGUCCGCUCAUAACGGAGGAGUUGAGGUCGUCCUCCUCCACGGGAGCUUGGUUGACCUCCGGUGUGGACUUUGCGGGAAAUUAUCGCCCUGGAGCGAAGCAGAUCGAGAAUCUGCAACUUUGUCUGGGCAAGCCCCCGACUGUCCCUACUGCACGGAAUACAAUGCCCACCGUACCGGAAGAGGUAGAAGAGAGUUGGCCGUUGGUCGAUUGAGACCGGAUAUUGUUUUAUAUGGUGAAGAGCAUCCCCACGCAAAUCUUGUUGGGCCUCUUAUCACACACGAUAUUGGAAUUGGACCCGACGUCCUACUGAUUAUGGGUACCAGUCUAAAAGUCCAUGGGCUUAAGAUCAUGGUCAAGGAGUUUGCCAAGGCUGUACAUAGUAGAGGAGGAACGGUGGUGUUUGUUAAUAGAACCAAGCCACCUGAAAGCACAUGGGGUGAUGUCAUUGACUAUUGGGUUGAAUGGGAUUGUGAUGCUUGGGUAUCAGAUCUCAAACAGAGGAGAGAAGACAUAUGGUUACCUCAGGGCACAAUCGAAGAGCCGAAGAAGAGACAAUCCAUAGAGAAGAAGCGACAAUCCAUAGACCGACCAAAGCCAAGGGAAUCGAUCGGCGAAACGAAACCUGGAGUCAAAAAGUCGAGACCACAAUGUAUGAGAGACGACAAGAUGAAUGGUGCAUAUGUCACUUUCAAGAUACUGGAUACGCUGAAAAUGUUCCCUGAUGAUGCCGGAAAUAUUGCAAGUCGACCUGCACACCCUGAUAAAUUCCAGUCGAGAACAUCUCUGGGUGCUAAUAGAGAAUCACGCCCUGAAAUCUCCUUGCCGACCCUUACAAUUCCUGCAGGUGUAGCCAAACAGAAACCUCCUGCGCCGAAAAGGAAAACGAAGUCCAUGUCAGCUGCAGAUUCUCUUCCAAAAGCUGUUCCACAAAAUAAGAAGAAACGACAAUCAAUGCCUAGCAAACCAACGAAAUCCACUGGCACGACUUCGAAGGAUAAACAGGUUGAUGGCCCUCAAAUUAUGGGACAGGAUGAAUCCGUAGAUGAACAACGAGCAAAAGAUGCAUCUCAUGUCGCCAACGUUCUCGAAAAAUGGAACGAGCUGCUUCGUAUCGUCCCAACCCUACCCAAACACAUAUCCCCACAAGACAGACUAGAUACCCUAAAACACAACCUCGGUACCAACGCAAACCGAUUUCCCGCCUACUCAUACUCCAACCACUUCCCCAACCUCAGAGCCAAGAACUCCGAUUUCCUCGAACGAAUCAACCUCCUAAGCCACCCACCACGCGGCGAUUCUCUCCCACCAAUUCAAAACGAGCCACCACGGAGUCCCGACCCCAAAACCAACGACAAUGCAUACAACCGACGCACCUCGAGACGUCUCAUGAAUCAAAGUCCUGAGCAAUUGACUGCUAAACUUGCAACUGCUUGGGGUGGGGGUGUACGAUCUGGGAGGGUUCUACCAUCCUUGGAGGGACCGCAGGAUCUGGAGGAUCUUUCCUUGUUACCUACGCCUCCUGCGAGUGGAGCGAGUAGCGAUCCGAUUACACCUACGGCGAGUGAAUCACAGCCACAGCGGAUCAAGCGUAUGGGUAGUAUCGGUCGGAUUUUGAGUAGUCCUGUGGAUGAGAGCGAAUGGCAUGAUGCUAGUGAGGUUAUCUCGGGAUAGGAAUUCUUUUGCGGGGUGUCUUUUGUGGUUGUGGGGUAUCCUGGAUGGUUUGGUGUGCCUUGGUUGGCGAUUGAUGGAGGGAGGGUUGGUCGUCUCUGGAGUUGGACGGGGUUAUGGUGUGGUGUGGUGUGGAUUCUGGGAUUAUGUAGAGUACUAGUGCUAGUAUAAAAUGGGAAUUGGAAUUUGGGAUGGCGGUGGGAUGGAAAUGGGUAAUUAUAAGAUCAUACUAUACUGUACAUACAGUACAGAGCGGUGUAUGUACAUGAAGCGUUUUCUCUCUCUAUCCCCCGUUGGUAUCUUACAGGUGGUAAGUACAGUCAGUACCGUACAGUACUGGGCAAGGGGUAUCAGGGAUAUAGUACAGUACAGUAACAUAUAUGAAUGGGGCAUAUAGAGAAGAGAGAAAAU
Messenger RNA from Hymenoscyphus albidus, 4146 nucleotides. Lineage: Eukaryota; Fungi; Ascomycota; Leotiomycetes; Helotiales; Helotiaceae. The record is from the annotation of a GenBank genome assembly.